Molecule: messenger RNA, 877 nt
Organism: Ananas comosus (pineapple)
Lineage: Eukaryota; Viridiplantae; Streptophyta; Magnoliopsida; Poales; Bromeliaceae
Exons: 1
Coding region: 44-487 (147 amino acids)
Source: RefSeq, a predicted model, not a curated record
GGCUUAAUAUAUAAAGUAAUUUGUAGAGAGAGUCUGAUCAGUUAUGCCGAGUGCAGCAGCCACAAGUAGCCGUGCGAGGGAGGAGAGCGGGGUGCUGAAGCUGGUGCACCCUGGGGGGAUCGUCGAGGUGCACCGCCGCCCGGUGGCGGCGUCCUACGUCAUGGCACGGAACCCGCGGCACUUCGUGACGCGGCCCGACGUGUUCCGGUUCCCGUGGUUCGUGGUCCGGCCCGACUCCCUGCUGCGGCCCGGCCGCGUCUUCUUCAUCGUCCCCUGCCACACCCUCUACCGCCUCCUGCGCAGCUCCAAGUCUCCGCCCCCCCGCCUGCUGCCCCCCACGCCACCGCCGUCGGCGACAGAGAAGGCCGAUCCGGCGCCGCAUGGGAAUUGUAAGCUCAAGUCAUGCCUGAAGAAGGGGAACUCCGCGAGAUCGCUGGACGGCCGGAGAGUCCAGUUCGUGCUUCCCGAGACCGAGGAUGAAGAUUAAGGUGGCGGAGGCGAAUUACGAGAGCGAAGAUCCCCGCGAGGAGUCGUGGUGAGUUCUCAAGCUAGCUAGGUUGCAUGUACAGUUUGCUUUCUCUCAUAGCAAUCUAAAAUUAAACAGUUAAAGUGUGUGUGUAAGGGCGUCUAUGAGCGUGCGAGGCGACCCGUCUCUCUAGAUCUGUUGUACCAACGAGAACUAGCUAGUUUGUUUAUACACUAGUUGAGAUCUAGUGCGUUCCGUCUCGGCAAUAAUUAAUUACAGCCUGUCUUAAUUUCUUUUUCUUUUUUGCUUUUUGGGUGUCAUCUAGCUAGCACAGAACUUUAUUAAUAAGAUACAUUAGGAAUAAUUUAUGCUCAUGUGCAUUUAGAAAUAGAUGAUAUAUAUUACAAUAUG